Molecule: messenger RNA, 905 nt
Organism: Bemisia tabaci
Lineage: Eukaryota; Metazoa; Arthropoda; Insecta; Hemiptera; Aleyrodidae
Source: RefSeq, a predicted model, not a curated record
AUGAGACGUGAGGAGAAGAGAAAAGCUUUGUAUUCAAAAUCUACAAGUGGGAGCCUUCCGGUGCAGGUUUUAUCUUGUUCUGAGCCUCGUCACUUCGUCAGCUAUUUUGAUUUUGGUGUCCUUUUUCCCGCUGCGAGUCCGCGGGGCCUCUGGGUUCAGAUUGCUCCCCACGCGCCUGACCUUGGCAACGAGAAAAGACUGAUAUUGCGUCUCUGUAUCGCUCAUCCGUUGUUAUUCCAGCUCGAGAUUCCGAACAGUGCGGUCCUCACAUUUUCACUGUGCUCUCACAUCGCUUGUUUUUUCACUGUUUCCAAAGGAAAGAAAAUGCCCCAAGGAAACGGAAGUCAAGGUGGCAACGGAGGUUACUCCUACCGCUCAUCUGGAACCAACUCUCAGGGUAACCACUACUGCAGUCGCGACUAUGGCUCAUCAGCGCCAAACCCCAACUCCUACCAUUACAGUAACACAAAUGGGUCCUACUAUUACAGUAACCCAAAUGGCUCCACGUACUAUGCUAACCCCAACACCGGGGCCGCCAACUACAACCCACCGAGCAACGGAAAGCAAUAAGCUCCAGCUGGAACUACUUCGCCUCACCGGUGUUUUUUCCCCCUUUUUUCUAUUUUUAAAACUUACAAUCUCAGCACAUUUUAUAUUAUGAGUGCUUAUUUUAGGAGUUUUUGUCCUAAAAAUAUGCGGAAUGUUUUCAAAAUUGUGUUUUUACCGAUUAUGUUGUAAUAACUAAACGUAUUCCAUGUUUAAAAGUUUAUUUUUACUCCGGGAAUGUCUUUUUGCAACAUUUAUCCCCUCUAAAGAAUUUUUUACCUUAAGGUAUAUUGAAGUAUUAACAGUAAUUUUUUUCCAAAUAUGUAUUUUUGCAUUCAAGAAUAAAAGUUAAUUUUGUC